AUCGGAAAAUAACAAAUACAUCGACAGGAACGCCAUUGAAUGUUUAACUUGACAUUUUCGUGUAUUAAAAGUUCUGUUUUAGCAAUCAUAUUAUUCACAAUUUGACAAGAUAUCAGUGGAUAAUCAAUUAAAUUAAAUAUCAAGAACAAAAUGGCGCGUGCCCGGUCUCCCACCGCCGAGGGUGAAAAAGACAAUAAAGAGAAAGAUGUUAAAGAGAAGGACGCAAAAGCCGCUACAUCCAAUUCAUCACGCAGAGAGCGGGAACGUAAACGCCGGGGCUCCGCUUCCUCCAGUAGCGACUCCAGCAGAAGCUCAUCGGGCAGCUCGUCGUCACGCAGCAGCUCAGGCUCCAACUCACGUUCUAGCUCGAGUAGCUCAAGCGAUUCCUCCAGUAGCUCUUCCUCAUCGUCGAGCGACUCGGAUCGCAGCGAGAAAACUAGACGUCGUGGAGGUGGAACUAGCGGCGGUGCAGCAGGCGGAAAGGAUACUUCCCGUUCGCCGCGCAGAACUACUAAAUCGCCGCGUCCCAAUAGUAAGGUGCGUAAGGAAUCUGAACGUGAGCGUGAUCGUGAUCGUGUUCAACGCAGUCGCACUCGUUCAAGAGAUCGUGCACGCCGUACUUCCAAUGAUCGUAGCGGCGCAGCAGGCGGUGGCGAGGUGAAUAACGUGAAACGCGAGCGUUCACGCUCAGCUAGCCGCUCACGGUCGCCCCGUCGUCGUGGCGGUGGGCGUGGCACUGUAGAUCGCACACCGCCACCAAAGCGCAGAGAACGCUCGCGCAGUCGCAGCCGCACCCGCUCACGCUCACCCACGCCAAAACCAGUGCGUAUCCAUGUUGGGCGACUUACCCGGAAUGUCACCAAAGAUCAUGUCAUGGAAAUCUUUAGUAGCUUUGGCACAAUCAAGAAUGUGGAAUUCCCAACGGAUCGCUAUCACCCCACUUUCGGACGCGGUAUGGCUUAUAUCGAGUAUGCAACGGCUGAGGACUGUGAGUCGGCCAUGAAGCACAUGGAUGGCGGGCAAAUCGAUGGCCAGGAGAUAACAGUAUCGCCAGUAAUUGUACCCAAGCAGCGACCGCCCAUGCGACGUCCGUCGCCCCAGAUGCGUCGUCCACAGGGCGGACGUUGGCGCUCCCCGCCGCAGUUUAAUCGAUUCAAUAACCGCGGAGGCGGUGGUGGUGGAGGUGGAGGACGACGCAAUUCACCACCUCGGGGUCGUCGUUCGCCGCGUCGUCGUUCCCGUUCACCCAUUCGCCGCCGUCGUCGUAGCAAUAGUUCCGAUAGUUCCCGUUAAAUAGAAUUGAGA
Messenger RNA from Drosophila navojoa, 1305 nucleotides. RefSeq names its product RNA-binding protein S1 (gene RnpS1). The record is from RefSeq and is a predicted model, not a curated record. Gene Ontology annotation, cellular component: ASAP complex; nucleoplasm; cytoplasm. Lineage: Eukaryota; Metazoa; Arthropoda; Insecta; Diptera; Drosophilidae. Gene Ontology annotation, biological process: mRNA splicing, via spliceosome. Gene Ontology annotation, molecular function: RNA binding.